AUGCAUCCUAUUGAUCCCUUAGAAAGGACUUUGGUCAACUCUGUGACAGAGACGGGGCAGCUUGAUGAUGCUGCUGCAGGGUAUGCUAAGUUGAUGGAUGCGAGUAAGAGAGUUUUAAAAUUGGUUGCUAUUGCUGAGAUGGUUGAGGUUUCUGAGAAAGAUACAAAAGUCAGUGAUUAG
Messenger RNA from Arabis nemorensis, 180 nucleotides. Lineage: Eukaryota; Viridiplantae; Streptophyta; Magnoliopsida; Brassicales; Brassicaceae. The record is from the annotation of a GenBank genome assembly.